ACUAAAAUUAUGUUUCGACAUCUGGUGAUAUCUUUGUGCAGAAAAUGUGACAGAGGUGAAAACAUCAGAACCUGUUGACAAAUUUUACCUGGAUACUUUUCUUGCUGCGCCCACACCACCAGAUCAGAAUCGCAUUGCGAAAUCAUUUUCUUCUUUACCUGAAUUUAGAGGAGGUAAGGACUCAAUGCAACUGCAGGAGGUUCUUCCAGCCAAUCGUUCAUCUCUCACUACUUGCAAGGAAAAUCAUGAUAAUAAAUUGAAACAUUUGAGUGGUCUAAUUCAUAAUGAGAAAAGAUUGCUUAUUUCUGAGGGGAAAAGUAUAAAACAUGCAAAUCAGGAGAUAAUUGAUUUAACCAGCAAACCUUUAUUUGACAAAAUACCAAGCAGAGAGAACCUGUUGGUACCAUAUUCUGCAAAGAAGCGUAGAGUACUUGACUCAAAGCAUGAUUUGAUGGGGCGGUUUGCAAAUACUCAAGAGCAAACUUCUAGUUCCAAGAGUUCGCAUUCAAAUAGUACGCAUUUUCCUUCUAGUGCGGUGAUCAAAACAGAGCCCCCAAACACAUCAGAUAAUAAAAGCAGACAAAAUGCUCAAGUUGUUUCAGUACAGCCCUCUAAAGAUCAUGGUUUUGCACAGAAGGUUGGUUCUGGGUUUUGUAAUGAGGAAAACAAAGGUGUUCAAACCACUUUGGUGCAGUGCAGUGAUGAGGAAAAGAGAGGGUCUGCAUUCUUGAUUCAGGUCAAAGAGAAACUUACAACAUCGGAAUAUAAAGAUUUUGUGGGGUUUAUGAAGGCACUGAAGUCUAAAGCAAUGCAGAUAGGCAAUGUUCUAGAAUCUAUUGUGAAAUUGUUCUCUGGACCAGAUAGAUUUCCUCUUCUUAAAAGGUUCAAAGAUUAUAUUCCUGCAAAGUAUCAUUCUUUAUAUGAUCACUAUCUUGAAGGAACUAAUGGAACACUUGAAAACCAAACAUAAGUAAAUGGAGGAACUGUACAAUGUCAUCACCUAAAAACUGCCCAUCUAAAACAAGAUUCCCUUUUCUUGUUGCGGUAUAACCUUAAAUCUCAAGCUAGAAGACUUUUAGCAUGCAUGUAAUACUCCAUGGAUCAGGAAACUUUGCAUAUAUAUUGAUCGUGCUGAGCUGGUAAGAAACGUGCCUUUUUAAUCUUUAAAAAUGAACAGAUCUAUAUUGUGAGAGUGCAAAGUACAACACUUAUUAAUUGUAAUUUUGACAGUUAAAUUAUAUUUGAAGACGGCCUAAUCUUUACUUGAUGGUUUUAUUUAAUGGAUCACAUUGGCUGUUUGUAAAUAGUUUUGAAGAGCCAUGAGAAAUAAAGGUGCAAUUGUGUUCAA
Molecule: messenger RNA, 1348 nt
Organism: Mercurialis annua (annual mercury)
Lineage: Eukaryota; Viridiplantae; Streptophyta; Magnoliopsida; Malpighiales; Euphorbiaceae
Exons: 6
Coding region: 185-970 (261 amino acids)
Source: RefSeq, a predicted model, not a curated record